CGUACACCCGAUCACAGCACCUAUAAAUAAACCCAAAAGCCAUGAGUCCAUUCUCUCAUUCCCAAACUUUGCUUAUUCAGAUUCUGUCUCUUCUGCUUCCGCUGAAGAAAGAAAAGAUAACUCUUCGCCUUCGCCGGAGAAAAACGUCGUUUUGGGUGUUCUUACACCGUCGAAAAGGAACUAAGCGCCGUCGUUUUAACCAUGUCUUCAUCAGCCAAGAAGAUCAUCCUCAAGAGCUCAGACGGUGAAUCGUUUGAGGUGGAAGAGGCGGUUGCGCUCCAGUCUCAGACGAUCAAGCACAUGAUUGAGGACGAUUGCGCUGAUAAUGGCAUUCCUUUGCCUAACGUUACCAGCAAGAUUCUUGCUAAGGUCAUCGAGUACUGCAGGAAGCAUGUUGAUUCCCCAAACCCCGAUGAGCGCGUCGCUGAUGACGAUCUCAAAUCUUGGGACGCCGAGUUCGUCAAGGUUGAUCAGGCCACGCUUUUCGACCUGAUUCUGUCUGCAAACUACCUGAACAUCAAGAAUCUGCUUGACUUGACAUGCCAAACUGUGGCUGAUAUGAUCAAGGGAAAGACCCCAGAGGAGAUCAGGAAGACAUUCAACAUCAAGAAUGAUUUCACUCCAGAGGAAGAGGAAGAGGUUCGCAGGGAGAACCAGUGGGCUUUUGAAUGACUUUUACAUAUAUCAAUAGCUAUUAUUUUGAAUGGAACAAUGUCUGAAAAUAUUUUCUAGUGGUGGGGGGUUCUUAGUUUUUAAUUUAGUCUUAGUUGGGUAGCCUUUUGUUCUCACUUUAAGUACUACUCUCUUCUUCUCUUUUAAGUUUCUCUCUGUUGUUUUGAGUUAUGAAACUCCUUUUGGGCCCUCCAGUUGUAAAGAAUUGCUGAAUACUGGUAUUAUGGUGGUGGUUUGUCAUGCUUAUCAAUUUAUGAAUUUAUGUUAUGAAACCUAGUUUUUUA
Messenger RNA from Cannabis sativa, 956 nucleotides. Its product is annotated as SKP1-like protein 1A. Bases 202 to 672 code for a protein of 156 amino acids. Lineage: Eukaryota; Viridiplantae; Streptophyta; Magnoliopsida; Rosales; Cannabaceae. The record is from RefSeq and is a predicted model, not a curated record. Gene Ontology annotation, biological process: SCF-dependent proteasomal ubiquitin-dependent protein catabolic process. Gene Ontology annotation, cellular component: cytoplasm; nucleus. Gene Ontology annotation, molecular function: cullin family protein binding. The transcript is spliced from 2 exons.